Neolamprologus brichardi is the source of this 4781-nucleotide messenger RNA. Lineage: Eukaryota; Metazoa; Chordata; Actinopteri; Cichliformes; Cichlidae. The record is from RefSeq and is a predicted model, not a curated record.
CACGUUGUGUGAAAUCCGUGCGUCCUCCCCGUCACCACCGACGCCACGCCGACCUCGUGACUGCCAAGACGUCUGCCCAAUAGUAGCUCGAAUUCUACGUCAUUCAGUCUUUCAAAGUCCAGUCAAAAACGGGUGGGCGGGAUUUCCGUGGGCCUGGUAUUCACGUUUGGUUGUAAAGCUUUUUCCCCGCGUGUGAGCUGACACACUGCUACGCCGAGGACAACGUGUAUCCACCCUACCACACCUCUUCUUCAAGCAAACUCCUCGACUCUUUUGGAUGCUAUUUGAAACUUGAAAUUGUUCUUCAGCCUUUUAAACGGAAUGAAUUUUGAAAACACAUAAGUUGGAGAGCUUCUAGUAAAAAGUGUGUUGAAAUAGCCCACUGGUGGAGUUUGUCAGCGUUUGAGGACGUCGCAUUAGGCGUUUCUGGAAGGGAAAUUAACUUAAAGCUGCAAUGGAUCAAGCCAGCGGUGGGGAGGAUCCAAAUAAGCCCUCUAAAAAGAAAUCCAGCGAGGAUGAGGGUAAAAACAAAAAGCUGAACAUACACAUAAAAACAUUGGCUGAUGAUAUGCGUGAUCGUAUCACCAGUUUUAGGAAAACGGGGACGAAGAAGGAGAAGCUCCUGAUACAGCACCCAACAGAUCCCCUGUCCACCCAAACUGAACUUCCUGUUCCUCAGCCCCUUUUUGAUGAGCGGUCCAUGAACCUCUCAGAAAAAGAAAUCAUUGACCUCUUUGAGAAGAUGAUGGAGGACAUGAACCUGAAUGAGGAUCGCAAAGCGCCUCUGCGAGAAAAGGACUUGAGCACCAAACGCGAGAUGGUGGUCCAGUACAUCUCAGCCACGGCCAAAUCUAUAACUGGGAGCAAAGUCGCGGGUGGACUGAGGAACAGUAAGCAUGAGUGUACCCUUUCUUCCCAAGAAUACGUCCAUGAACUGCGUUCUGGCAUCACAGAAGAAAAGCUGCUCAAUUGCCUGGAAUCCCUCCGAGUGUCUCUCACUAGCAACCCUGUCAGUUGGGUUAAUAACUUUGGCCAUGAGGGUCUCGGGCUUCUUCUGGAGGCACUGGAGAAGCUGCUGGACAAGAAACAGCAAGAGCCCAUUGAUAAACGCAACCAGCAUAAACUUAUCCAGUGUUUGAAGGCUUUCAUGAACAAUAAGUAUGGACUGCAAAGGAUCUUGGGAGAUGAGCGGAGUUUGUCGUUGUUGGCUCGAGCGAUUGACCCUAAACAGACCAGCAUGAUGACAGAGAUUGUCAAAAUCCUCUCCGCUUGCUGCAUCAUCGGAGAGGAAAACAUCUUGGAUAAGAUUCUGGCUGCUAUGACAAUUGCUGCAGAAAGGAACAAUAAAGAGAGAUUUGCUCCAAUUGUGGAAGGACUGGAGAACCAUGAGGCCCAGCAGCUCCAGGUUGCCUGCAUGCAGCUGAUCAAUGCCCUGGUCACCUCCCCUGACGACCUGGACUUCAGGAUACAUUUGCGCAACGAGUUUUUAAGAUGCGGUCUAAAGAAGAUCCUUCCUGAGCUAAAAGAGACAGAAGAGCUGGACAUCCAGCUGAGGGUGUUCAAUGAGAACAAGGAGGAGGACUCGAUCGAACUCUCACAUCGCCUGGAUGACAUCCGCGCGGAGAUGGAUGAUAUGAAUGAGGUGUACCAUCUCCUGUCCAACAUGGUGAGAGACACUGCCUCAGAGACCUACUUCCUGUCAAUCCUUCAGCACCUAUUGCUCAUCAGAAAUGACUAUUACAUCAGGCCUCAGUACUACAAGGUGAUAGAGGAGUGUGUGUCUCAGGUGGUCCUCCAUCGCAGCGGGAUGGACCCAGAGUUUGUCUAUAAUAAAAGAUUGGACGUGGACUUCACCCACAUGAUUGAUCAGCUUGUGGAUAAAGCCAAAGUUGAAGAGAGUGAGCAGAAGGCAACAGAGUUCUCCAAAAAGUUUGAUGAAGAGUUCAGUGCGCGGCAGGAGGCCCAAGCCGAGUCUCAAAAGAAGGAAGAAAAAAUCAAAGAGUUGGAGGGGAAGAUCCAAGCCCUGGAGUCCCAGUUAACUAUUGAAAAUGACAAGCUCAAAGAGGCUCAGAGACUCAUCCGGGAAUCUGAAGCCAAGAUUGCUACAGGCCUUACUGCAACUGGAGCACCACCUCCACCACUUCCAGGAGGUGCUGGAGUUCCACCACCACCUCCACCUCCUCCUCCCCCACCUGAUGCUAAAGAUGCCACUCAAGGGCAUGUGUGUGGCCGCACGCGGCAAAAACACUCACAAACUCCAUCUCCAAUAGUGCCUCAGGAAAUGGCAGAGAAUUGCUUCUGGAUCAAAGUCAAAGAAGAGAAGUUUGAGAAUCCUGACCUAUUUGCUCAGCUUUCCCUCUGCUUCUCCUCACAGAGCAAAGCAAGAAAAGACCUGAAGGAUGAAAAUGAAGAAAAAGUGCCACAAUUUAAGAAAAAGGCAAAAGAGCUUCGUAUCUUGGAUGCCAAGACUGCACAGAAUCUUUCAAUUUUCUUGGGCUCGUUCCGCCUGCCUUAUGAAGAGAUCCGGGACAUUGUGCUCCAGGUAGACGAGGAGAGACUGAGUGAAUCACUCAUCCAGAACCUGAUAAAGAACCUGCCAGAGCAGAAAGAGCUGAAUGCGCUUGCAGAACUAAAGGGUGAAUAUGAGGAGCUUGUGGAGUCAGAGCAGUUUGGCAUUGUGAUGAGUUCAGUAAAACUCCUACGGCCACGUCUCAACGGCAUUCUGUUCAAGCUGACGUUUGAGGAGCAGGUGAAUAACAUCCGACCCGACAUCAUGAAUGUGACAUUUGCUUGUGAGGAGGUGAAGAAGAGUGAAGGUUUGAGCAAACUCCUGGAGUUGGUUUUGCUGGUUGGCAAUUACAUGAAUGCCGGCUCAAGAAACGCCCAAACCUUCGGUUUCAACGUCAGCUUCCUUUGCAAGCUCCGAGACACUAAAUCUGUCAGUCAGAAUACAACACUUCUUCAUUUCCUGGCUGAGAAGUGUGAAGAGAGCUACUCUGAAAUUUUGAGGUUUCCAGAUGAACUGGAGCACGUGGAAAACGCUAGCAAAGUGUCUGCCGAGAUCUUAAAAAGCAGUUUGACCAACAUGGAACGGCACAUUCAGAGGCUUGAGAAUGACAUCGAAAACUUCCCCAAAACAGCUGAUGGACAAGAUAAGUUUGUGGAAAAGAUGUCUGGCUUCAGCAAGAGUUCCAGGGAGCAGUAUGAAAAAUUGUCCACCAUGCACAAGAACAUGCAGAAGCUGUAUGAAAGUAUAGGCAGUUAUUUUGCCUUUGACCCCCACUCGGUCAGUGUGGAAGAAUUCUUCGGAGAACUGGCCAACUUCCGCAUGCUCUUCAUGGAAGCAGUGAAGGAGAACCACAAGAAAAGGGAGAUGGAGGAGAAGAUCAAGAGAGCCAAGCUGGCGAAGGAGAAGGCAGAGCGUGAGAAGCAGGAGCGCCAGCAGAAGAAGAAGCAGCUGAUUGACAUGAACAAAGAGGGAGACGAAACCGGCGUGAUGGAUUCCCUGAUGGAGGCUCUGCAGUCAGGGGCCGCCUUCCGUGAUCGGCGAAAACGGACGCCACGCAACGGUGAUCAAAGCCCUACCAGUCCAGCCCCGUGGUGGUCGGGUGCUAAUUAUGGUAACAGAACUCUAGGGAAAGAUGUCGCCUCUGGGAGAAGCAGACAACCGUCGUGCAGUCCUGGAAAGAUCUCGCUCACGGCACAAUGCAAAUCACCAAGCUCGAUGAUCACCCGCGCCUACUAUAAGACGCUAGAUAAGUGCCAAAGAGGGCUGCGAGGAGGAGACCUAGAAGACAUCUGAAGGAGGGACAGACCCGCCCUGACUGUGGCACAUACACAGCACCAAGUACAGAACAAACAAGCCUAAAGAAACGACACAGAACUGAAGUAAUUUCAUUUCAUCCAGUUCAUCAGACGUUUUACAUAUUUAUUCAAGAAUUGUUCAUCACUUUAAAUGUUUGUGUCCUCUCUCGCUGGUUUGAUAUUAAAAACAAUACAUUUUAAGGUUACUGCAGAGAAAUGAAAUGUUUUGAUUGUUUGAAAAUCCAUUUUCAUUCUUGCAAGUCUAAGCCUUCGACUUUAAUCCUUCUGUAAUCAAAAUACUUCACACUCAGAUUUGACGUGAAACACGUAUCGAACAUUGCAGCGUACUGAAGAAAGAACUAAUGCCAAGAAGGACUGCAGAGUAGUUCAUUCCCGUGAACGUACCACACACCCUUUAUUUUGCAAACAAGCAGCGGGGCAGCUGUUCUCUAAAUGGAAAACAGGGAUUUAACACCCGUGUUGGCAAGCCUUCAACCUGCUGAUGUUUUCUCGAGCAGCUCCCCGAGCUCUUAUCAAAGAGGGAGUAGUUGUUUAAAAUUUCUUACUGCCAGUACCUCCUCCAACCAACAUCGAGACAGUUCUCACAACAGCCAGUCGUCUCCGUAAAUCAGCUCGUUGCAUAAACCACAAAGCCACGAGAGCUGGCCUCCGUCUGCACCGAUAUUUCAGAGCUCGUGACUCAUGGAUUUUGAAACUGUAAUCUCCAUUUUGACAAGAUGCAUUUUAUUUUUAGUUGUGUAAUAUCUAACAUUGCCUUUGGGUGCUGAUCUGUCCCAAGGUCGCGUUUGCUUCUAACAUGAGAGACUGACACAUUUUUAAAUGCAUCGAACUGCCUGGAGGAGCUGACAUGAACUUUUUGACCUUUCCUGUGAUCAGGUGUUCAGCAAGGAACACGUGCGACAACGUUACCAUCAUUUUAUUAUUAAUCUGUUUGAAGUACAAUAAAGGCCAAAAAU